AUGAGCUCCGAAAUCGACCGUCGAGCUGUACCGGACGAAGUCACGGCGCUGCUCACGGUCAAGAUCGGAGAAGUGUCGCGCACGUCGCGCAAACACCUGACGAUCAUCACCUUCAGCUUCCUCCUGUCCGAGGGACUGGACGUGCUCCGAGCCAAAGCGGACUCGUGCACGGAGAAGGUGCUGAGCAGCUUCCAGGGGGAGCGCCACGUGCGCCAAGACAUGGCCAUGUACAUGCGACCGGGCGCUCACUCGAAACAGGCGGAGCUGGUGCAGAUCACGCGCGACAAUUUCCAGAGCCGCGUGGACAGAAGCUACAGGAACUACCUCAAGCGCAAGACGCACGAGCCGUUCCAGUGCGAGAUCUACGUGUACGUCAAAAAGCUCGUGCCGUCGAGGCGUCGACGACUGAAGGAGACUGGAGCGGUAGUGGCGACGGAGGUUUCGGAGUUUAAGAGGAGUAGGUUGAUGUUUUCCGAAGAGGCGGAGGAAGAACACCAGACAAACGACACUUUGCAGGAGCAACAACAAGCUGAUGAUGGCGGCGGCGGCUAUUACCGUCCAGUGCGGAUGCUCGUGAACGGAGCUGUUGUGCCAGUGCAAGUGAAUGUGCAGGACCUCUUGGCCUGCUUCACGUCAUUCCAGCAGCGGACGCUUUUUGGAUCGACAGGUGAAGAUGCUCGUUGCGACUACGACCGAGGUGGUCAAUAA
Messenger RNA from Peronospora matthiolae, 708 nucleotides. Lineage: Eukaryota; Oomycota; Peronosporomycetes; Peronosporales; Peronosporaceae. The record is from the annotation of a GenBank genome assembly.